Periophthalmus magnuspinnatus is the source of this 705-nucleotide messenger RNA. RefSeq names its product calcium-binding protein 2. Lineage: Eukaryota; Metazoa; Chordata; Actinopteri; Gobiiformes; Gobiidae. Bases 1 to 651 code for a protein of 216 amino acids. The record is from RefSeq and is a predicted model, not a curated record. Gene Ontology annotation, molecular function: calcium ion binding. The transcript has 7 exons.
AUGUCCACGGGAGAGAGAACUCUGUCAACUACGUCUGUGGAAUCAACCGCAGCAUCAGACAGCACCCCGAAAGACUCCCCCGCCGGCUCUGUCUCAGAGGCACCCAAGAAGAAGAAGAAGAAGUCCAAGAAGAACGUGGAGAGCAUGAACAAAGUCUACAUGUCUGUGCUCAACAGUGUCUUCGGAGCCGAGAGGGAACUGGCACAGGCAGAGCUGGAUGAGCUGCAGCAGGCCUUCAAAGAGUUUGACUAUGACCAAGAUGGAUACCUGAACUACAAGGAUGUGGCUGAGUGCAUGAGGACCAUGGGCUACAUGCCCACAGAGAUGGAGCUGUUGGAGAUAGUCCAGCAGAUCAAGAUGAGAAUGGGAGGCCUGAUGGACUUUGAGGACUUUGUGGAGCUGAUGGGGCCCAGAAUGAUGGGGGAGACGGCAGACAUGUUGGGUCUGAAGGAGCUCCAGUCUGCUUUUGUACAGUUCGACUUGGAUGGAGACGGGAACAUAAACCAGGAUGAGAUGAAGGAGGCAGUGAAGAGCCUGCUGGGAGAGAAACUGAAGAAGGGCGAGCUGGAGGAGAUUCUCAAGGAGCUGGAUGUCAACGCUGACGGCAACAUCGACUUUGAAGAGUUUGUCAUGAUGCUGUCCAUUCGCUAACAAAUAGCUAAGGCCUAACAGCUGGACAACAUGAACGCCCCAGCUCACCUCAGG